Zerene cesonia (dogface butterfly) is the source of this 5533-nucleotide messenger RNA. RefSeq lists its product as uncharacterized. The transcript is spliced from 9 exons. Gene Ontology annotation, molecular function: odorant binding; olfactory receptor activity. Gene Ontology annotation, biological process: sensory perception of smell; detection of chemical stimulus involved in sensory perception of smell. The coding region runs from base 1 to 2313 and encodes 770 amino acids. Lineage: Eukaryota; Metazoa; Arthropoda; Insecta; Lepidoptera; Pieridae. Gene Ontology annotation, cellular component: plasma membrane. The record is from RefSeq and is a predicted model, not a curated record.
AUGUUAAAAAAAUUUAUCAACAGUUUGGAAGAUCCAGAAAAACCACUAUUCGGUCCAAAUUUUUGGAUCCUCAAAAAAGUAGGUUUAAUUCUCCCAAACAACUACAAGGGCAAAAUUUUUUAUAUAUUCAUGCAUGAAUUAGUUACAUUGUUCGUGAUAACUCAAUACAUUGAAUUGUAUAUCGUGAGGUCAGAUUUUGAGCUUGUAUUGACCAACCUGAAGAUUUCCAUGCUGAGCAUUGUAUGCGUCGUGAAAUCCAACACAUUCAUCCUUUGGCAAGAUAAAUGGAAGCAAGUCAUCAAAUACGUCACUGAAGCUGACCAUUGGGAGAGGCAAAUGAAGGACGCUGUGAAAGGACGAAUAAUUGACAAAUACACGAGUUAUUGUCGCAAAUUGCUAAAUUUCUACUGGGUAUUACUCGUGAUAACAGUGACUACCGUAUGUGGCUCACCGCUCUUCAGAUAUCUCUCGUCAUCUAGUUACCGAGAAGCAUUGCAUAAUGGAACUGAAUUAUUUCCACAUAUAUUUAGUUCUUGGACACCAUUUGAUAAGUAUCACUCGCCUGGUUCAUGGAUAACAAUGAUCUUGCAUACAUAUUUUUGUCUCGAAGGCGCUGGCAUUAUGGCCUCUUAUGAUACGUGCGUUUUGGUAAUCAUGAUCUUCUUUGGGGGAAAAUUGGAUCUCUUGAAAGAAAGAUGCAAGGAAAUAUUCAAGGACGUUUAUACAGAAGAAGAAGUCAUCGCUAAAGUUAAGGAACUGCAUGAAAUUCACGUUUCGCUUAUGAAAUAUUCGCGAACAUUCGAUUCGCUUCUAUCGCCGGUUAUGUUUUUCUACGUUGUGAUUUGUUCCCUUAUGCUGUGCGUAAGCGCUUUUGAAUUAACUUCGGCCCCAGACACAACUCAACUACUGCUCACGGCGGAAUACCUAAUAUUUGGAAUAGCGCAGUUAUUCAUGUACUGUUGGCAUAGCAACGACGUCUUAGUGAAAAGUGGCGACGUAGCAAGCGGGCCUUACGAAAGUAAAUGGUGGAAAGCUAGUGUUACUGAAAGAAAAUAUGUUCUCACACUGGCUGUUCUAUUUAUUUUUUUAAUUUCAGAUAAAAAGUGUGCUAUGGAAAACCAAAAUUCACCAGAACGUACUGUACCAAUACAAUAUGUGCGUGCUUCACGAGCUUUUCGGCAAUUUAAAAACCCGCCCCAACCUCAUAUGUGUAUACAGGAUACAAUAAAAGAUUCUACGGAGAAACUGUUUAUAAAUGUGCUAGGAUGGCAGAAAAUCGCAAACCCCAAGCAGUAUACAGAUCCAAUACCCUUAUAUGGCGGUAUGCAGAUUCAUCAAGGGUGUGGGCCAAAUAGCAAUAGACCUCCUUUAUUAGUAUUUGCUGUGAUGGUGAACCCAGACAUUUUAAAAGCUAAUGGGAAAAAUGCUUCAAAUCCAACUGAUCGAGAGGCGCUAGUCAGUCUGCUGUGUGAUUUUGUAGAGGCAAUGAACCCAGGGUUGGUGCUAGCACGGAACCCAGUUAUAUUGAAGGAUCGGGAUUUAGCAGGCGAGCUCAAGGACGUUUGGCUUGCUGUCCAGACUAAACGGGAGAGAGAGAAGGGCAUGAGUCAGGAUGUAAUGUAUAAGGUCUAUGACAUAGAUGGUAUUGGCAGUGAUGAAGUCAAUGAAGAAGACAGAAACGGUAAGCAGUAUGAUGGCAACUCUCCGAACAAAAAUCAGAAUUUUGACAAGAAAAAUGUGAAAUCAUCUAAGCAAAUACUCAUGAAUGCUGGACAAAAAUCGGAAUUCGACUCUGGCAUGAAUAACUGCCAAUUGAAUCAAAAUAGUACGACAAAGGACAAUAGAUGCGCAAACACUGAUGCUGAUACGACUUAUUGCACGCCGAAGUAUGGGCAAAUGGUUUCAAGCAGAGAAAAUCACAAUCAAAUCAAUGAUAUACAACAAAAGUUCGCCGGCAAUGAAACAAAACCUUCAAGCUCAUUCAGAAAAGAUUGGAAUUCAGUGCACGGUAAAACCGCACAAAGUUGGGAUGAAUUCUCGAAGCGGAAUGUGUCUCAAAUGAAAACGGAAGAUGGAAAGAAACAUAAAAAAGACAAAAAAGAAAUGAGCAACGGCAAAGCCCAUUAUGAUUUUUUCCCAGUAUUCGGCAACCGAAAUAACCAAGAAGUAGCAGAAGACAGUAUAAAACAAGAUAUUAGUAAUGAAGACAAUUCUAAAAUAAUAGUAGAUCCAAUGCAGAAAUUAGUUCUGCAUUCGACUGAUAAUAAAAUUUGUGAUAAUAAAUCAAGUGCUCUCAGCUCACUUAGUUCGUAAAGCUUUUUAUAAAUAACUUUUAUAUGGCAGUUGUAUGGAUUGCCUGUGUAUAAAGAUCCUCAGAUCCAGUUCUGCAAGUCAAAAGUGUCCUCAUGUUGUAAAAAUUAUCCAUGAAAGAAAAAAAUUUUUGGCGCCAAUUUUUGUGGCAACUGUCAGACAGGGGUUCCUGGUCUGGUUUAUAAUUAAUGCUUGUAUGUUGACAAUUUAUAUGUUUAGAAUUAGUAUAGUGAACAGAAUACAGGACUAGUCAAGUUCUUUUGGACAAUACAUAUGCAAACAAUUUUUAAAAAGUGGACAAUUGACAUUGAAAUCUCACAAUGAUCUUUUUUUUUAAUAAUUGUCAAGUUUAAAAAUUUGUAAGUUGUCUAUAUACAUAUGUAUUUUUUUUCACUGGCACAAAUAAUGGCGAUUUUAUAUAUGGACAGUAUAGCCGAGAAGUAUACUCUAGGCAUGUGUAUAAUAUUGAAUGUGUAGACUUGGGUUUUAUAAUUAUAGUUUUUUGAUAAUUAACAGUGAUGCUUUGUUUAUAAUGCGUAGAAUAUACACAAUUUAAUGUGUAAAAAUAAUACAAAUCCAAUAUUGCAUUUCUAUUGUAUAAUAUUUAAGUUCUUGAUUUAAUUUAACAAACACUUUUUUUUUCAUUGGUUACUUGAAAACACCACGGUUUUUUUAACCGAUCCUCGUUAUUCUUUAUGUAUUUGAUAGGAGUUUGGGAACAUUUGGUCCCAUUUUAGAAUCUGGAGUGGUUUUUUCCCUCUGGGAACACCAUUUUGGUUGAAAAGAUUAAUGUUUAAUUUUGUUGUACCAUCGCGCAUCUGGUUUUAUAUAUUAACAAUAAACUGUAGUAAACACUGGUAAUUAUCAAAAAAAAAAUGUUUGUGGAACAUGAUUGAAAGUAUAAUUUGCAUGCUUGUGUAUGUUAAGGGUUGUGUAUAAAGAUAAAAUAUAUUUGUGUGUUCGAUUAUCUGACUGAGCAUUCGCUCAAUGUUGCUAUUGAUAAAUUUAUACAUUGCUAUAUUUUCACUGUUGCCAAUUUGAAAUAUUAAUAAUCGUUGUUGAUACGUUGGGUAUCUACUCGUUUUUUUUAUCGCCAAUAGGAAUCUUCCAGAAAUUGAACCAACGGGCUUUGAAUUGAAAGUCUUAAACAUAUGUAAUUAACCAAGCUAAGGGUUGUUAGUAUUGCAUAAUUGUGUAGUUUUCAUUCAAUGAAGAAAUAAUUCACAUAAAUUGCCACAAAUUGAAUAGAUCAGUUGUUGUAUAGUAAUUAUUUUUUUUUAUAUAUUUUAAAGGAUAACAUACAAUUCUCAUGAGAAAAAUUAAGACUAAAGAAGGUAAUAUAAUUUAUUAUACCUAUUCAAUUUAUACACAAAUAUGUAAAAGGAUUUCAAUUCAAUAUUUAUGUUUAAAGACCAAUAUCCUAAAGCUUUUACCACUCGCUUUAUGCUAAUAUUUUGUGCACAAUACAUUUAUAUGAUCGCCAUAUAAUUAAGAUGGCGAUAAAAUAAACGAGGCAUAAUAUUAUAUAUUUCUUGCUCAUAUUUGUUCAUAAUUUUUAUAAGAACAUAGUCUUACAUAUGAGUCUGUUAUCUGUAUAUUGGUAAAAUUAUUAACAUUGUAUGAUAUAUCAAAUCAUAUUUCAUAAAUUUUUUGAAUUCGAAAGUUCGAUUGGAUAUUUAAAAUUUAUCCCAUGGCAACAAAUAUAUUCUAAAUUUGAAAAAUGAACUAUGAUUGAAAAUGACUCAUAGACUGUAUUGACAUUGACUUGUAUCAAAUACUUAUAUAUUUGAUCAUUAAUGAUCUCAAAUAUUAUAAUCCAAGUGAUGCCCUUAUUGUAAAUUCCCAUCACUGCCAAAGUAUGCUUGAUGUUGCAUUUAAUAUUUCACAUACACGGUUUUGAAGGUUCAACUCAUCUAUCCUCAAAUAUAAGAACCCACUUUAAUGAUACUUUAUAGAUAUGGGUAUGUUUGAAGAUAGAUUUUAUUACCUUGUACCUAUUUCGUGUUUUUUUACCUCUUGUGAAUAACUAUUAGAAUAGAUGUGUCAUAGACUAGAUUGAUUGAUUUUUUUCACUUGCAAUAAUUAUUGUUAUUGGUUUUAUUUUAUUAUGAUAUUAUGGAUUUAAGAAAAAUGUUUAAAGUAACAUAUGAUGGAAUAUAUUAACAAUGAUCCUGAAUGUAUAUGUCAUUUUGAUAAAUAUUCUUAUUUAUUAAUUUUUUUAUAGCAUCAAAAUACUUUAUAUAAUUUGUUUUAAGUUAGAAUUAAUCAGAUCAAAAGGCGAGAUUCGAACCCGAGAGAUCAGGCUAUCCCAUGGUACGCCAAACGACGCUGUUUCGACUCCCGCCUUAUGUUCGUUUUUUUUCUAUUCUGAGAACAAUUUUCAAAUAUUCUCAUGUUGAGUUUCCAAAAAAAAUUUGUCAAUUUUUUUUUUCCGAGUGGCUGAUGCUCUAUCAUUGUAUACGCAAGUUAUUAUUCUCUGCUUGAUAUUAAUUGCAUUUAUCAACAAUAUAUUUUUUGACAUGUAAUUUUAAUGUUUAGAUUUUAUUUUCAUAGAUUCGGAAAGGUAUUCUUUUUCUAAGGAUGUGUAGCCAUAGCAGUAUCGAAUUAUUAUUAUUGUUCCUUUUAUUGAUGUAUAUCUAUAGUUUUGAGAAUAUAUUAGAUUAUUUAGCCUCGCUAGUCUUAUAAGGAAUGCAUUAUACCAAAUGUUUAUGUGGGGUAAUCAUGGUGGUGCUUUAUUAUUAAAGUGCAUUAUUUUUAUUUCUUAUUUUUCGAUAAAUAUCUUAUAUGAUCAAAAUGAAUGACCAAUUAUUAGGGCUAAUAAAUGUUAUAAAGUUAUAAAUAUUUAUUAUAUAUUCACAUGAUUUUAUGUUUAUUUUUAUAUACAAUGACAGAUUAAUUUGAAUGUUUUAAUAUCAAAAGGAAAUGUAGUAUAUGUGUGCUUUUGUAUUAUUAAAAUUAUGGCACUUUAAGAAUUUUAAAAUAACUCUUUUCUGAAUCUUUUGUGCACAAAUUUAAUUAAUUUUAAAUAAGUCUUCACUGUAUCAUAAUUAUUACAUUUGGUAUAAUAUGUUCGUAUUCGCAAUAUGUUAUGCAAUAAACAUAUUCUCAUAUAAUUAAAGUUUAAUAGUGCUAUAUCGCAGUUAGUAUUUACUUUGAAGCUAGACUGUUUUAAUGUACGUCGUACCUAAUAACUAUAAACGAAUAAAAUAUCGGAUCUCUUGUU